AUGGAAGAAGAUCAUUUAGUCACUGUAAUAGGAGAAAAAAAAAAUAAUGAAGAAAGCAAACAAAAGGUUCCAGAAAAUUAUAAGCAUAAUACUAGAGUUAUCAAUAAUGGUUAUGGUGAUGGUGAUGUUGUUAACGUAUUGCAACCAAAGUCAUUAGCAAUCAACGAGAAAUCAAUUCUUGAUAAUAACCAUAAUAAUAAAAAUGGCAAUGUAGAGAAACCAAUUGUUAAUAAUAACGUUGAGAAAUCAAUUAUUAAACAAGAUAAUAAGAGUGUUGGUGAUUCGGCACAAAUUGAGUACCAACAAAUUGUGCCAUGUGAUAAUAAUGAAAAGGAUGUUAGUCGUGAUAUUAUUAAUUUGAUUAGAUGUAGGGAUCAAAGUUGGUGUUAUCAACACUCAAAAGAAAGAGUUCACCAUGCUGAUAAAUGUUUGUCACAACAUGGUAAAAAUACCAAUUAUAAAAAUGUUGAUUCUAAUAAAUCAUUUGAUAAUUACAGAGGAAAGUUAAAUUAUUAG
Messenger RNA from Entrophospora candida, 516 nucleotides. The record is from the annotation of a GenBank genome assembly. Lineage: Eukaryota; Fungi; Glomeromycota; Glomeromycetes; Entrophosporales; Entrophosporaceae.